UAAGAAAUAUCUACUUUACAUUCGUGCUUUUGUUAAAAAAAAAAAAAAAGACAGAAAGAGACAUGUAACGUUUUUAAUUAACCCUUGAAAUAUUUAUAACGUAAAGACUGUUUCUACCAUUCUGCUUUUAGUCAGUAAUUUAAAAUUAUUUUGAAAAAAAAACUUAUUAACAUACUAAUCAAUCAACACCACUAGGACUCCGGAAGAUUAUACGAUGUAAAACGAGCAAUGCAAUCUACUAUUAAUUUCGAUAGGCGCUCAUUAUAACAAUAAAUCUUUUAAAUGGAAAGCGUACAUUUUAUGAAAACGCAGAUGACACUAAAAACACAUUUCUAGUUGUAAUAAAAAAGAAAUUGCUAAACGAUUGCUAUGGUUUUUGGAUACCUUUCUUAUGAUAAGAAUGAUAUUUUUGUCCUUUUUUCUAGUUUCCAUUUCAAUAGUGUGUCUGCUAUUUUUUUCUGACGUUUCCGGUACCAGGGAGAUAUAUUUGGCGUCAGCUACAUGGGACCUUCACUAUUCAUUAUAGUGAGAGCCAAUGUGAACAUGGGAAUCAGACUGCUUCUGUUUAGCCUCCUCCUUCUCAGCAACCCCGAGUUUUCAUUGUGUUGCGAAUGUUUUCCAACCCAUAUACAAACGGAUUUUUGUGCUGCUCUUUUCGUCAUUAAAGCCAGGGUUCACGCGCAAGAAGAGCCCCAGUCUUCAGAUGGAUUUGAUUACUGGCUACGAUAUCAAGUCAACAUUUCUACGAUUUUCGAGGGUCAGCAAAUAUUCCUUCUUACAAACAGAGUUUUAAUCAGUACCCCUGGCCCCCUGCAAUCCUGCGGUCCACAGCUACUGAAGACAGGCCAGGAAUACCUCAUCUCUGGGUAUAAAGAAAAUUCCACUCUACGAGUAGCACCGUGUGCUGGAGUAAAGUUCUGGACGGAUGAUUAUGCAGAGAUAAUAAGCAAUAUUAAGUGUGGUUGCAAGAUUUACACCCCCAGGACAUGGAGUAUUCCGAAUCUUGAACCGCCCCCGCCCAAGACUGAUGAGCUUUGUAUUGCUCCGAGCAGGGGCACCUGCAGCUUCAAAUGGGGAGUUUGUAAAAAGGACGAAAAUGACGUAUGUCAUUGGAAACUGAUCAAACUGUGUUAGACGAGACACGGAUUUCUGUGUGAUAGGACUCAUAAACCAGCAAUCACGUAUCAAUUGGUCAACGAGUAUUUAGUUUGUUUAUAUGGCGACCGUCGUAGCGUUUGAUACUGUUUAUCAUUUAGCCACAUUUAUCGAUAUCAAACCCCCUGAAAUGUAUACCCAUCAAGUAUACAUGUAAUAUAUUAAUAUAUGAAUGAAAUUCUUUCCAAGGUUUGAAAAGUAGAAGUGCAUUCGAAGAACACAAAUGAAAAUUGAGGGGGGGGGGGUACUUUACCGGCAAUAUUUAAUGUGACCCCUUCCGUUAGCCAAGUAAAAUAUGUUGCCCCCUGCACACCACGGGUGGAGGAAAUAGGAUUUUGAGCCGGAUCUAAAUAUCACAAUUACAUUUAUUUCAAAACACAUUUUCGACCUAAAAAACAGUACAAUAUACACAAAGAGCAAUAGUUGUGCGUGAUUUAAAACGUUUUGUGUAACCAGGCGUGUACUGUGUGUACAUGUCCCUCAAAUUCAAAGCACUGGAUGUACCACAGACUAGCAAAGUUACAUGAAUUUCCCUAGCAGAGCACUAUAUAUGCUUGAAUUGUAUGUUAGUAACAGUACCAUUUAUGUAAGAGACGCGCGUACGGUUAACAUACUAGUCUGGUCGGGUCCCCUGGUACAUUGUACAUAGAAAACACGUUAUACUGUUCUACACUGAAAUUGAGGCAAUCCUAGAAUUUUAUUGUGGAGAUUUUCGUUAUGCAAAAACAGCGAAAAGAAAGUUUUCACUUCAAUUUUAUUGCCGGAAAAGUACUAUUUAAUGAAUACCGGAAAUGUAAAGUAUAAAAUGUCGGAAAAGAUUUUUUUAAAAUACCGUUAAUGAAAUGCAACAGACUUGGUUGUUAAUGAAGUCGUUCGCCAUAUAAAACAAUCACAGUUUAGUCACGUGAUUUGUAGCACCAUGGAUACUUUGAUGUUUGGAGCCUUUAAUAUAGAACUUAUGAAGAACACAAUACGAACACCGUCUUACUGGUGUUGUUGGAAUUAAGAAAAGUCUACGACUGACAAAAAGUACAAAUUUUCAUUUCAAUGAUUAGUAAAUGACAGAAAGAAGUGGCGCUAAUAUUCACGACUGUACCAGUUGCCUACAAUAUGAAAUCACGCUAGAUUUCGAAUGAUACCAUUCAAAUGUACCUAACCAAGCGUACAUGAACUGUUUGCUGAAUUGUGGUCCGUCCUAAGUUUUAUUGAUCUGUUGUUGUUGUUGUUGUUGUUGUUGUUGGUGUGGUGUUUUACAUGUGACAGGAUAUGAUUCCGAUAUUGUGAUAGAAAAUGGACAUGUAUUAUUUGAAAUUGUUGCUUUAUGAUUUAUGUACAUACAAAUCCUUUUUGAUUAUAGUAAUAAAUAUUAUAUUUAGUUAAAA
Ostrea edulis (European flat oyster) is the source of this 2537-nucleotide messenger RNA. Its product is annotated as metalloproteinase inhibitor 4-like. The record is from RefSeq and is a predicted model, not a curated record. Bases 502 to 1134 code for a protein of 210 amino acids. Gene Ontology annotation, molecular function: protein binding; metalloendopeptidase inhibitor activity. Lineage: Eukaryota; Metazoa; Mollusca; Bivalvia; Ostreida; Ostreidae. The transcript has 5 exons.